Didymodactylos carnosus is the source of this 3159-nucleotide messenger RNA. Lineage: Eukaryota; Metazoa; Rotifera; Eurotatoria; Philodinida; Philodinidae. The record is from the annotation of a GenBank genome assembly.
AUGUUUUCUUCGAAAAUGUCUAAUGAUAAUGAGAAUAGUGAUGAUGAGUUUGAGCAUGAACUUAAUCAACAAUUUCAAACAGAAAAAAUGAUUCGAUUUUUACGAGAAAAAAUCACGGGUAAAACAUCAUCACGUAUGAUAACAUCACUAACUACAAGAGAUGAUAAUAAUGAUGAACAAGUUCAACUACAACAUCAAACAAUUAUAGACAAUGAUGCUAUUACAUCAUUGAAAAAGACAAAUUCACAGAAUAGUUUAAUCGAUAUAGAUCGAACACGAUUACAUGAUAUAAAUUUAGAUAGAAAUGGACAACAACGUCAGGUUGAAAAGUUUACAUCAAGCAAUCAUCGAAUACGUGUUAAAUAUGAUCCUCAAAUAUUACCUGUUUCUUCUAUCUCCCUUUCAUCAUCAACAUUACCCGUACAAUCUAACACAUCUCCAAUCAAUAUUCCGAAAAAACCUCCAAGGUCUCAAGCAUCGUCGGGUAGUAGUUCAUACGCAUCCGUUAAAGAAAUGGAUCAUGAGUCAUUUAUUAGUAGUAUGCGAAUGCAUCGAGAAUCAGAUGAAUCUCCAUUUAAUACUGUAACACAAACAUGUGAACGAUUAGAAAAUUCAGCAGCACGUGAUAGAAUAUCAUUGAGUACACUCGGUGAACGGGAUGAAAACGAACAGGAUUUAUUUCGAUCAGUUGAGUGUGUUUUAGUAGCAUCUAAACCGUUAGAUAUUUCACGUUAUAAUACAUAUUUAACAACGACAAAACCAAAUACAAAAUCACAAACAUUACCUAAUCGUUCAAAAUUGAUUCAUUCGGAAAAAUCUACAACAGUUCUUUCAUCUACACCAGAAGAGUUGAAUAUUAAUGAUGAGAAACAACGACAACAUCCAUUAUUAUUAUCUUCACGUGAAAGUUUAUCAAAGCAACAGAGCUAUCCUGAAAUUCUGGGAAAAUCAUCCAUUAUUGACAAACAAAGAAAUGAAGAUAUUUCAUCAUCCACCUUGAAAACUCCUUUAAUACCACUCGUUAAUUUGACUGAUAUUGAUAAAGCUCGAGCAAAACUUCGUUUAUCCACUCGUCGUGAUCGUUCAGCUGACAACGUCUUAUUAUUAUCUUCAUCAUCAGCAACACCCUUCACAUCUCUAGUAAAUCCUCAACCGUCACCAGCUAUCCAACGUUCUGUUAGUUUUAAACGUCCAACUAUAGACACUGUUCAAUCCUCUACAUCGAAUCCACCAUCUCUUCUCCAACAGUUAACAGCACAAUCACUCUAUCAUCAAUCACCAGCAACACAUGAACAAUUUUCAACAGCGAAAUUUAUACCUUCUCGUGAAAGUCGGUCUGAUCUGUAUAAAACUGAAGAUGAAAAUACGAAUAAUAAUUUUAAAAAAUCUAGUCCCGCAGAUUUAACGAAUACAAAUGAUGAUAGUCUAAAAACUUUUAUGUCAGUACCACAACCAGUGAUUAAGUCAAAACAAGAUUAUGUUGAACUGGAUUUGGAUAAAGAAUUAAUGAAUAACACUCAAAUUAAUGAAUAUAAAAAUUCUUCUCGUCCGUAUCGUGAUAACAUUCGUCAUCGUAAUGAGCAACAACUGCAGCAGAGUGAACAACCACUGACAAAGGCGACAAUUGUGACAACGACAUUUUCUUCAGCUGCACUACCACCAACACCCAAAGUUCAUCGAUCACCGUCCAUUGAACAUAUAUAUGAUAAUUUAGAUGUAUUUCGUCGUAGUUCAAAAGAUUCAAAUAAACCACUACAAGAGUAUAUUGUUCAACCGCCGUUAGUCAACAAUGAUAAUUUGACGUCACUAUCUUCUGUGCAAAUCCGUGAUCAUGAUCUUGGCAGCAUUCGGCAAAAACGUCCAACAACAAUUCACGUAUCAUCGGAUAAACAACAGAAUGAAUUUGAAAAUGUUUGGAGUAAAUUACAAAAACAACGUUCAAUUAGAAGAGUGACACCAAAACAAGAAGAAAUAACCAAAGAAAAUGGCCAUGAGGAAAAAACAGCACAAAUGAUUUUAAACGAGUUGGAGGCUAAAUAUGAUCGACGUCAAACACCAUCACCUGAACAACAAGUACCGAAAGACGAAGAAGCAUUAUUAGAACCACCGUUAUCAGCAAAAUUAAGUGUAGAAAAAACAAAUUCUAUUGAACAACGAAUAAAUAACCGACGAAAAACAGUUAGUGGAGUACAAGCAAAAUCAGAUAUAUUAACCGCUUCAACAGCAACAAAAAGUAACGAUGUAAUAACAACGAAUGGUCCAUCGUGGAUCGAUAUUGCCAAACAAAAACAAAACAAAUAUAAUUCAACUAAAGAAAAACAGGAUAAUAGUUUUGAUGCACCUUUUCACCAGCAAUCAAUACCCAUCGAUAAUGACCAUAAGAAGAUUGCCAAAAUCGAUGUAAAUGUACCAGAGUUUACUUCGAAUGUGAUAACUCCUGACAAUGUCGUACCUCUCGCUAAUCUUUCACCUCCUCUGCCAAGAAAUAAUACUAAAUCGACAACGCCUACCUCUUUUUCUCCUCGAUCAUCAUCAUACACUCGUCGUUUAUCAACGUAUAGAACGGAUUCCAAGGAUGAAAAUAAUAAACCAUCUUCAACAUUAUCAACAACAACAAAUGCUCAAACUGAUUAUCGUUCAAAUAGAAAAUCAAUGUACGUCGGCGAACCAACACCGGCAAUGUCGAUGCAUGAAAGAAUACAUAUAUUUUUCCUGAUAAUGGCCGAUGCCAGUAUUAGUGGUGAUCCUCAGUUAGCUUCAUUUAUCGAACAAGAAAAUCAAAAACAACGGUUUCAAACUGUUGUACAUACCUUAACCGAACAAUGUUGGGAAUUAUGUACACCAUCUGUUUCCUCUCGGCUUGAUGGUAAAACAGAAACAUGUUUACAAAAUUGUGUUGAACGUUUUAUUGAUUCAUCAAAUUAUAUUAUAAAUAAAUUGGGUCAAGAAGGCGCUGCAGCUCAAGCAAGAAUGGGUAAAAUUUCUAGUGAUGAAUUUUCAUCUCGAGAUUUUUCCAUGGGACAACCCACAUUCGGUGUAAAAUCAGAAUUUAGUAGUCCAAGUGAUUCAACAUCUUCGUUUUCAUAUGAUAGUAACAAUUCUUAUCAAAACUCAUCAACACAGGAUGGACAGAAAAAAAGUAGUUGGAAAUUCUGGUGA